AUGAUGGAGCACUUGUUGGUAAAUUUUAAUAUCGGGAAACUAAAGCGUCCUUCUUAUUUUUAUUCAGUGGUGCUGAUUACAAUUACUUUCUGUCAGUUAAUAAGCGGGAUUUUUUCAAAGUAAGAUGAAUCUGUAGAAUGCUAGAUAUUAUGUAAUCAUUACUUAUCAUUACCCUAAUUUAUAAUUUUCCUAAUCUUCUCAGAUCAUCAGUCUAAUCAAAUACUUGGAUAUCAAUAGCGUGAUAUAAGAAAAUGAAAUAAUAAUAUAAAUAUUGUUUUGGUGGUUAUCAACUUAGAGCAUUGUGACAUACGCACUUUAUGGAAUAUGCUACUACUAGGUGAAAUAUCAGAACAAGAAGAACUUAAUGGACUAGUCAAGUGCUAAAGUUUUAAUUAUUCAUAAUUUAGAUAUUAACCUAACUUUUAUUGAUAGAUUAAUGGAUAACAUGUUAACCCACUUAGCUCGUUUAUUUAAACAUAGUCUACUGUUCAACUAAUAAUAAUUGUCUAAAUAUUGCGAUAGGCACUCAAAUUCAAUAAAUCCUUUCAAGUUGCUUUGUCUUCAUGAGAUUCAUAUUUCAAAAUGUAAUGAUCCUAUUUUUUAUCAAUCAUCAUUGCGUCAAGAAAGAUACAUUAUCUGGUGGAUCUAGGUUUAUAUUGUUGUAUUUGGAACUUUUCAGAAUCUUGUUGAACAUCCAGUUGGCAUUCGCAGGCAUGAGUUAAGAAUUGCAUGUAAAUAUUGAAAGUAAAAUAGGUUACAAUUUUAAUUUAUCUUUUUCUAUCAACCUGCAUAGCUUGUUUUCUGUACAAGAUAAGCGAUUUCAAGUUGUUUAUCGCAAAUCGAAGUGUGAGACUAGUGUUUAAAAUAUUUACAUUCGCCCUAUUUGGCAUAUCCAUAGGACUAGCAAUAAAUUCAAUUUCCAUUCACUUCAAUCUUACACAAAGUGACAAUUCGAUUACCAUUAGUAUUGUAAGUGUAGCUUUAAUCAUAUGGAUUUUCAACUAAUUUUAUUUCAACCAGUAAAUACAACAUAUUUGUUAACCUGCUUUGGAUGGAGAUCAUUUGAUUCAAAAAAUCUUUAAUUUGAAGUCAAUUGCUAAUUAGAUCCACUUUAAUCAUGAAUUUGGUCAAGCCGAUUCAUUUUAUUUGGGUAUUAUAUUUCAACACUUUUCAAAUCCAUGUCCUUAAGAAAAAAAGGAAAGAUGCUUUUGUAUGAUGAGAAGUCUCUAUGAUCCAAAGAAACAUAAGGACAUCAAAAAUAUUUAGUUUUCAAUGUUGAGACAGAAAACUCUGUAUAUGAAAUAUCUAAUUAAAACUUGGUAUGAAAUAUAUCUAUUUCAUCAUCCUCAAGAUGUCAAAAUCAGAAUGAAUUAUGCAAUAUUCCUAUAUUAUCAAAUGAAUAAUCAAAUAAAGUCUCAACUGCAAUUGAAAUUAACUCGCACUUACAAAUUGAAUCUAUUAUAAGACUUUGACUUAAGUAAAAUAGAACUUUAAUUCUAAAAUGAAAUUAUUGAUAAUAAUAGUUUAAGCUAUCAAAACGAAUCAGAUUUUGAAUAUGUCGUCAAGAUGGAAUCUAUUAUGAAGUCCAUAGAAUAGAAUAUCCAUAAUUUUCUUGAUUUUAGUAUCAAAUUUUGGAGACAAGUCAAAUAAAAAGUAAUUUAUGAAUAGGAUCUAUGGAAUUUGAAUGAGUAAAUUAUUAUGACCAUUUAAAAGUCUGAUGAAUUGUGGAGUCAAAUAAGCAAGUACAAGAUAAUAAACAGAGAUAAACCAAUUGUCAAGAACUAUCUGACAAGAAGACCUAAGUGGUAAUUUGUUAAUAAUUGGUAUCAUUUGUAUGUUCUAAACAAAAAAAUUAAAUAAUCCAUGUUAGAAUAUUGUGAUUCUUAAAAUAUGAUAUAACCACCAGUUGAUGAAGAUUCAGGUUCAGACAAUUAAAAUUAGAUUGACCAAUUAUCCUAGUUCAAACCUUUCAAUUACACAUCAGCAAUCUUCCACACUACUCAAUCUGGACAAAUAGUAAAUGUGAGUGAAUCCACUUAUGACAUUUUUGGAUUUUAACAAUUUAAUAACAUAAGCCAAUUACUGCCAAUAACUAUCAUUAGAAAUCAUUAAAUUGGCAUUGAUCAAUUUGUUUAAACUGGUAAGAGCAAAUCCUUAUACAAGAAGAGAAAGGUUUUAGCCUUAAAUAAUGAAAAGUACCUUAUGCCAUGCAAGAAGUAUUUGAAAUGGCAUGUAAGUCCACUUUCUCAAAUCGAAUAUAUUUGCAUGAUUAGACCUAUUUAUAGACAUUAAAGUGUCAGUUAUAUCUUGGUUAACAGCGACUGGGAGAUAGAUUGUGUCUCAGAGUAAAUUGCAGAACUCCUUUAACCAGGCUUAUGCUUAUUUUUGUUAUGUCCAAAAUUAUUGAAAUAUUCAUAUUAUUCAUAAUUUUUGACUGAAGAAGAUCUUCAAUUGUUUAAAUUAAAAAGAGCUAAAAAUGAUAAUACAAAUCAAGAUUCAAUCGUAGAUGCAAAAUUCACAAACAAGAAAAUUACCAUAGUUCCAACUAACUACAAAAAUUAGUACGUUUAGCCAUAGGAGACAUAAGAUCUUGUAAGCAUGGUUUUAGAAGACGAUUCAAAAAAUGUAGAGGAAAGUCCUCUUUGGAUAAAUGAUGCCUUGCAUGAAGAUCAAUAGGAAGAAAAAGAUCAAUUAUUCAGAAGAUUUCAUAAAGUAAUUGAUGAAGAUCAUGUUAAACUAACCUUUCGUUUGCCCAAAAAGAUCUAACCUUUGAUUGAGGAUUAUGCUUAAAUAAAACAAGACAUAUUUUUGAAUGGCUUGGAUCAAAUAACAAUCAAAUCAAAUAAACUUAAAAAUCAGAGAAUUGUAUAGAGAAAUUCUGCUGGUAAACUUGUAUUUGAUAAGAAGAUCCUCUUUUCUAAGCUUUUCUAAUAUUAAGAACACUACUAUGAAACCUUAUAUAAUCACUUUAGUAAAGUAUAUAUCGAUAUUUAGAAACCAGCUUUUAAAAGUAUUGUAUGACUAGCAGAAUGUUAAAGACGGUUAUUAAGAUUGAAGCCUCAAUACGAUUCACUAAAAAUACAAUCAUGGACAAAUAUUAAAUAAUCAAAAUUACUAAUCUAAAUAUUAUAGAAAGCUAAGUCUUGGAUAGAAAAGCAAAAGUAAUUCUAUUUAUCCUAUAACUUAGGCUGUUAAAUUGCUCAAUAGAUAAAACUAAGUUGUCCGAUAAAGAUAAAGUGUCUUUUAGAGUCAUUAAUCAUAGCAUCUUUAGUUAUUCCUUGAAUAAAACUUUCAACAGCAAAUUGAUUAGAAUUACUAAAAGUUGUUUCUUUCAAAUGGUUAUAUUUUAUUAUAUGCUAGUAUAAAAUUCAGAUGUGGAAUCAUAUCGAAACACUACAAAUAGGGCAUUCAUGUCUGAAGAUCAAGUGCUAUCUGAUUUCAAUACUUAAAAAAUAACCACAUUGAGUCUCAAGACACAAAACAAUAUUUUCAUUAAGGAAGAAAACAAUAAACCUGCUAAAAGAGAUGUGUAACUCAACUUUUUUAAAAUUCUAAAUAGAAUUUUCAUUGUCUUCUUAAUUAUAUUUAACCUUAUAGUUUUGUAUUAGGGUCCUAAUAUUAAUUAAUUAGAAAUUGAUGAAUUAGGGGUAAUCGAUUAUAUUAUCAAAGUUUUAAAGUGCUAAGAAGUAGUAUGAUUUUCUUAAUAUCAUGAUUGAAUCAUAUGAUAAGUUGCUUAAUGCAUUUUAUUGUUAAAGCAAUAUCUUAAGUGAGAUUAAAAACUAAUCUGAAUUCUAUCAAGACUUACAAAAUAGCUUUAAUAAUCAGUUAUCUGAUAUUAAAAAUUUAUAUGAAUAGCCAAGUUUUAUAUAAAAAGUCUACAAAUCUAAAAAUUUUGAUAACAACUAAAGCAUGAUUGAUUUAAUAAAUUAAUACACUUCUAAUAUUGGAAAUCUUUAGUCGAUAGAUCAAUACUAUGAUUUUGAUUAAUCAUUAGAUUUCUUUAGAACUACAUUCAUACCUUUCCUUUUUAAUUAUCAAAGUCGAAACAUAUUUUAAAUAAUUGACAAGCUGACUCAAACAUAUGAAACCCAAGAUUAAAUAUGCUUCACAAUCAUAAUGACAUCAACAGCAAUCUUUGGAUUUUAUUUAAUCUAUAACAUUUUCAACAUUCUUGGACUCAUCACACAAUGCUAAGUAUGAUAUUUCUUACCUUUAGAAAGUUGCUAAGCAAUUAUCUUAUAUCGAAAAAACAUAAGUGGAAGAAGCAAUAAAAUUCUAUUUGAAUCUAAAAUUUCAGUUUUCUUGCAUCAGCAAUCAAAAUGGCUUCGUAUAAAACAGUAAAUAAUAAGUCAAUUAAAUUAGAUUAUUUUUAAUCUACCAAUUAAACAAUCAUUCGACAAAUGGAGGAAGAUGAAAAGAGUAGUAAUUUGAAGAGAUAGAAGUAAAAGCAGUAUGAAUGGUCAAAAAGAUGGAAAAGAAUAAAAGUAUUUGUUUAAUUAAUCAAUCAAGAUUGUAAUGAUUGUGAGGUAUCUAUUUUUUAUGUCAUUGAUUUCAUUUCUAAGCUACUUCUACUUUAUUCACAUUAUGAGAUUCAAUUAUUAGAUGUCAGAUCUGUUGAAUUCAAACAAUUUCACUAAGGAAACUACAUAAUUGCUAUCAUUGACAUUAUCCAAAGAACUCUUUCUAUAUGAUUUCUUCAAUCAAACUUACAUAGAUAUCUAUAACUAUAAAGAAAUUUAAUUAAGAUACAUUAAUAGUAAUGAUGAGACGCAAUCCUAAUUAUACGAAACAAAUAUUGAUGAAGUAGAUGAAAUAUUUAAUGGAGAUUUAUGUACCUCUAUAAAUUCAAGUAUUUUAUUAAAUAAAUCCUAGUUAUUAAUCUCUCAAAUUGUGAGAUAUAUUUGAAUGGAGCAUUAAAAUAUGGAUUAAAAUCCUAUAACUUUUUACUUUCCUAAAUGGCCUAGCAAUUAUUAAACCCUGAAGAGGGACUAUACGAAAACACUACAGUUGAAAAGAUCUUCGAAUUUGAUUAAGUAUACACAACUUUAAUGAAUUAGGUUAACAAAUUUUAGAGAUUUGGAUAUUAAGAGGCUUGGAAAAUUCUUGGGUUAAGUUACAGUUAAUAAAUUGAUGAUAGUGCCUAACUAGAAUUAAUAUUCUUGUAUUCUUUAUAUUUUUACCCCUAGAUCGUGUUCCUUUACUUUUACUUUGCUCCUAUUCAUAGUCCUAUUUGAAAUAAGUUUUUUUGAUUAAUUGCUACAAAUAAUUUUGGAAGUCCGCUGUUUCUAUAAAAGAUACUUUUCAAAUAAUACAAUAGAUCGAUAUAAAAUUAUAAGAGCUCAACUCAUUCAAUGUAAAAUAAUUAAUAAGUGA
This is a messenger RNA of Paramecium octaurelia, 5373 nucleotides long. The record is from the annotation of a GenBank genome assembly. NCBI's taxonomy places the organism in Eukaryota, Ciliophora, Oligohymenophorea, Peniculida, Parameciidae.